GUUUUAUAUUUUUGUUAACACCCCCCUAAAGGGCAUAAGCUCUUACUGUGAUCUGUUGGAGUUAUCAAGGAUCAAUAAAACUUCAUUAAGACCAUCAGUAAAGUUUUGCUCGUCAUUAGGAUGGGGUUAAAAACACAGGAGAAAGUAAAUGGCUGAAUCUUCAUCACAAACAGAAGGCAGAAAAAGGAGGAACAUGGAAGAACCAGAAUUAUUUUCUCAUGACUCCAGCAGUCUCCUGUCUGAUCUGCUGCUGUGUCCGAUCUGUGUGGAUGUGUUCACUGAUCCAGUCACCACUCCGUGUGGACACAACCUCUGUAAGAGCUGCCUUACACAGUGCUGGGACAAGAGUCAACACUGUCACUGUCCAUUAUGUAACAAGAAAUUCACCAAGAGACCUAAACUGAAGAUUAAUACAACACUGAGAGAGGUUGCAGAUCACUUCAAGAAGGCACCUGAGGUUCUUUGUGAUGCCUGCAGUGGAGAGAAGCUGAAGGCCCUAAAAUCCUGUCUGAAUUGUGGACUGAGUUUCUGUAAAAUUCAUUUAGAGCCACAUUAUCAUGUUCCAAAACUUAAGAAACACAAACUAAUAAACCCUGUGGAGAACCUGGAGGCCAACAUAUGCCAGAAACAUGAGAGAGUUCAGGACCGACUGAAGAAGAUAAAAGAGAUCAAACACUCAGUAGAACAAAGCAAAAGAAGCACAGAGAAAGAGAAAGCAGACAGUGUUGAAGUCUUCAUUGCUCUGAUUCGCUCCAUUGAGAGAAGUCAGGCUGAGCUGCCGGAGAUGAUGGAGGAGAAGCAGAAAGCAGCAGAGAGGAAGGCUGAAGGACUCAUUAAAGAGCUGGAGCAGGAAAUCAGUGUGCUAAAGAGGAGAGACACUGAGCUGGAGCGGCUCUCACACACUGAGGAGCAUCUCCACCUCCUACAGAUUUACUCCUCCAUGUGCAGCCCUCCACACACCAAGAACUGGACUGAGAUCAGCAUUAACACUGAUGUGAGUGUGGACACUGUGAGGACAGCUCUGUCUCGGCUUCAGCGGUCUCUGAAUGUGAAACUCACUAAAUCACUCAAUGACAAGUUAAAGAAAACAGUUUCCACAGAACUGAAGAGGAUUCAGCAGUAUGCAGCUCUGAGAUCAAACCCCUCACACCUGAGAGAACUGGAUCUGUCCUGCAAUAAUCUUGGAGGCUCAGAUAAGAAGCUGCUCUCUGCUCUUAAGAAUGAUGAAAAAUACAAACUACAGACACUGAGGCUCUAAUGUAUAUCGGUGUGUGAUGAAGUCUCAAGUGUUCCUGCAUUUCAAUGUUGGGGAAUAGAUGUAACAGGCUCAGAGCUCUACAGGCUCUACACUUUUGAUACAUGUAUAGUCAUAGAUAUUUUGCUGGAAAAUCAUAUACAU
This is a messenger RNA of Tachysurus vachellii, 1399 nucleotides long. Its product is annotated as E3 ubiquitin/ISG15 ligase TRIM25-like. The record is from RefSeq and is a predicted model, not a curated record. Lineage: Eukaryota; Metazoa; Chordata; Actinopteri; Siluriformes; Bagridae. The transcript has 8 exons. Bases 149 to 1258 code for a protein of 369 amino acids.